UUUGUUUUGAGUAGAUCCCAAAAGUUGCAGUGCGCAGAGUGUUCCUCUACCUCGUGGUCUAUUCCCAUAGAAAGUGAAUGAGCUUCAUGUACCCGAUUAGUUAGUCAGCUGAAGUAUCUUGUUGUCCCCAUUUCAUUGAUUUUUUUUAUUAUUUGUGGAAAUUAUGACUGGCUUACGAAACAAAGUUGCUGUGAUUGGCGUGUUUGCUUUGGGCUGCUUCAUUACAUUUGUGGUGUUGACUGUUAAAGAUGUUUUUAAGAAUAUAGUGGAAGACCAGAUCAAAGAGCAUACAAAGCUGAAGAUGAACAGUGAGGUAUAUAAGAACUGGAAGGACCCUCCUGUGCCCAUCUAUAUGCAGGUCUUCUUCUUCCAUAUCGAAAACCCAGAGGAAAUACUUAAGGGCAACCAAGCCAUCGUGAGGGAAGUUGGACCCUACACAUACAUGGAGCUCAGACACAGGUCUAACGUGCUACUAUUUGACAACGCCACAAUAUCUGCUACUACUCAGAAAAGCUUUGUAUUCCAGCCAGACAUGUCAGUAGGUGACCCCACAGUCGAUCUCGUUACAACAGUCAACAUUCCCUUUGUCGCUCUGCUGGAAUCGCUAAAGCACAUUGGUAUGGCCCAGAAAAUGUUCAUGUCCUUCUUAUUUGCCUUGAAGAGCAGUACGAUAUUUAAGACUCACAGCGUGGAUGAUCUGCUGUGGGGUUAUGAGGAUCCUCUGCUGAAACUUGGUCACAAGCUACUGCCGAGCAUUUUCCUCGACAGCCGAUUUGGUCUUUUCUAUGGUGCAAAUGGAACAGAUGAUGGAGUGUAUUUAUUUAGCACUGGCAAGAAAAAUUACAUGGAUUUCACCAAAAUAAUAAUGUGGAAAGGACAAAAAUCACUUAGCUGGUGGGCAUCAAAUACCUCCAACAUGAUUAAUGGAACAGAUGGAUCGACCUUCCACCCACUGAUAAAAAAAGAUGAAGCCCUAUACAUUUUUGCUCCUGAUAUUUGCAGGUCUCUGUACUUGAUGUUUGAAAAAGAAGUGAAGGUAAAAGGAAUCAGUGCAUAUCGAUUCACUGUUCCCAAAGAGAUUUUUGCAAUUGACAAUCUCAGUAUCGAAGGAUUUUGCCCAGAGAGGAACUGCUAUCUAUCUGGAGUCCUGAACAUCAGCAUCUGCAAACAAGGAGUUCCUAUCUUCAUAUCAUCUCCUCAUUUUUACAAUGGGGAUGAGAAGUUAGUGAGUGACAUAGUCGGAAUGAAACCUAACAUGGAAACUCACCAAACGUUCCUCGACUUAGAACCGAUGACUGGUAUCCCUGUCAGAGCGGCCAAGAGAAUGCAGCUCAACAUCCACAUCCAGGCUGUGGACUAUAUAGUACAAACUGGUCGAAUAAGGACAAUGAUCUUACCAGUUACCUUUUUAAAUGAGAAUGCUGUGAUCGAUGACAAAUCAGCAGUUAAAUUGAAAUGGGUGCUUCAUAUUAUAAAGGUCCUGGUCUACAUUCCUUACAUUAUCCUAUGGGUUGGAAUCCUGCUUUUCUUGAUCUUUCUUACACUUGCCUUUGUCAUGUGCAGGUGCAAAGAGAAUAAGGAAUAUACACCUGUAACUUUAAAACUGCCGAAUAUCGAAACACGCUGACUUGUAUUGCUGCAAUUACACAGACGUGAUGACUAGAAGUCCAGUCUGAUUACGGAGCUGCAGUAACUUUAUAUUGGAACGGACAAACACAGAGCAUUCAACAGACUGACUGUGAAUUAAUAGAAUCAGUUACCAGUAAUAUUUAUGUGUAUUGUUUUCCAGAUAGUGCAAGUACAGUUACGAAUGGUAUCAGUUUAAAAUAAUAUCAGUUUAAAAUUAACCAAUCAUGUUUCCAAAAUGAAAUAUGAUUGCUAAUGAUUGAAUGCUUGGUACAAACACUUCAAUUUUUUCAUUUUUAAUUGUUUUCCUUAUACGUUUUCUAUAGCUUACACAGUAUUGUCUGUAGUGUCAAGUGUAUUAUGUUUUACACUAAAGCAUCAAUCCAAUGGAAGCAAUAGAUUCUGCCAGGGUUUCAGCAUGUUAGUAAAUGCUCUGACAUU
Messenger RNA from Pristis pectinata (smalltooth sawfish), 2067 nucleotides. RefSeq names its product lysosome membrane protein 2-like. Gene Ontology annotation, molecular function: scavenger receptor activity. The transcript has 12 exons. The record is from RefSeq and is a predicted model, not a curated record. The coding region runs from base 164 to 1627 and encodes 487 amino acids. Gene Ontology annotation, biological process: protein targeting to lysosome; receptor-mediated endocytosis. Lineage: Eukaryota; Metazoa; Chordata; Chondrichthyes; Rhinopristiformes; Pristidae. Gene Ontology annotation, cellular component: membrane; lysosome; cytoplasm.